Messenger RNA from Passer domesticus (house sparrow), 2530 nucleotides. RefSeq lists its product as uncharacterized. Bases 800 to 2101 code for a protein of 433 amino acids. The transcript is spliced from 2 exons. NCBI's taxonomy places the organism in Eukaryota, Metazoa, Chordata, Aves, Passeriformes, Passeridae. The record is from RefSeq and is a predicted model, not a curated record.
UGGCGGUCAGAAGCCUGAGCUAGGAAAUACCAAAGUCAGCAUGACUAAGGGUUUAGAAGCCCCUCUCUUCCGCCUUCGGACCCUGUUAUCUCUCUGUAGAUCCAUAGGCCACUUUUUCCCCUGACCCUUACUAUUGGACAGUUUUCAAUCCCCCUAUAAGGUAUAAAAACCCCUAGCUCUGCCCGGUUCGGGAGAGGAGAGCUGUCCCUGGACCCUUCGCGGAGACCCCAAUAAAAGAACCCUGCGGAACCCAGACAGCGCUGCUCUCUCUCUCUCUGCGUCUGCUGCGGCUAUACCCAGGGUGACGGCCCCAGGCAUGCUAAAAGAGCUGAAAUCACUAAAGAGCUGAGCUGCAAAUCACUAUAGCUGCCUGGGCUGCCUGAACCCCCGCUGGGCGAUCCUGGACCCUCGUUGAGCUAUCCUGGACAACCGGCCUCCCCGCUGGGCUUCUGCCCUGGGGGCCAUAGCUGGCGCUCCGAACAUAGCCGACGCCCGAACAGCGGGGGGCCCCUGGGCCAACAUCUGAACCGCCGUGAUAGCCUGGCCGCGGAACUGAAUGCCGGACCUGGCAUUUCAGAGGAGCAGCACUUCUUCGUGAAAUUGUCACUGCCUCCGCUCGCCAGAGAUCCUGGAAGGAGAAGCUCUUCGUUUUAGAAGGACUCUUCUGGACAGGACGUCAGCCGACCCGCAACAACGACACCUGGGCACGCGAGUGUUCGCGGAGGCUGACGAGCAGACGACCCCCAGCAGAACUUUGACCCACAACAGGCUGAAAAGUAAGCCCCAUUCCUGCCCAAAGAUGAAAAAUAUCUCCGUUGGCGCUGUCCUCACUGCUGCCUGGAUGUUCCUCACCGUGCCGUGUGCCGUCGGUUGGAUCGGCCCACAGCCGAGCCAUAAUGUCUGGGUAACCUUAGCAAGAACAUUAAAACAGGAUAACAUGUGCUUAUCCAUGGGGAGCGUUGAUAACCCACUUUCCACAUGUCUAGUAGGAAUUCCUUUUGUAGCCGAUGAUUGGCCCGCCUAUAAUUCAGAGCUUCUCCGCACCACAGGUAAGAGACCCCACCAGGUAGAAACUUGGGACCAGUGGACAAAAAUACUGCCCAAUGCUCUUGAGGAACCUCAAGAAUUGGAUCUAUUGGGGUCCUCUAAGGCCACAUUCUGUGUCAAAUUUUACUUUAGACGUCCAAAGAAUAAUUUGCCUGAAAUUGAUCUGAACAAAAACACAUACCGAAAAGACAUAUCACCAAUUAACAAAGCCUACAACCCUCACGAUUGGUGUAAUUACACUGCUCGUGUGAUCUCUGUGUCCUCUCUCCAUCCCAAAAUUCUACCCAAGGGAACGUUUCUCAUCUGUGGUGACAGAGUAUGGGCUGGGAUCCCCUCCCGACUCCAGGGAGGUCCCUGUACCCUAGGAAAACUUUCCACCCUUACUCCAAAUAUCACCUUGUUGCACAAUUGGAAAAAAGAGAGCGAGUUAAAACGCCACAAAAGGUCCUACACAGCAUUUGAUGAAAAUUGCGAUCCCAAAUUAUACGAUUGGAACAAACCUAAAAAGAUAGCGGUCUCUAUAUUCCUACCAUGGGUAGCUGCAGCUAAGGCCCUGGGUGACAUAAAUCACCUUGGGUGCUGGCUCAGUAAGCAAGCUAACGCUACUUCUGCUGCCCUGAGUGAUCUCUUAAAGGAAGAAGAAACCACAAGACAUGCCUCCCUCCAAAAUCGAGCAGCGAUUGACUUCCUGCUGCUUGCCCACGGACAUGGCUGUGAGGACUUCGAAGGGAUGUGCUGCUUCAAUCUCUCUUCACGCUCGGAAUCCAUCCACGCCAACAUCCAGAAACUGAAGGGACUUGUGAAGGACUUAAAAGUAGAACAGACCCCAGACUGGGUCAAUGACCUCUUCGGUCAAUGGGGAUUAACAGGAUGGGUUGCAUCUUUGGUUAAGGGAAUGUUGUGGAUCUUUCUUGUAAUUGUCAUCGUGUUACUUAUGUUCUCAUGCCUUGUCCAUUGUUUUAAAAGAACCAUAGGGAACGCCUUUUUUCUAAAUACAGAAAGUGGAGUUGUAGCAGGCACAAGGCCUGCAAGGCCCUGGCGGUCAGAAGCCUGAGCUAGGAAAUACCAAAGUCAGCAUGACUAAGGGUUUAGAAGCCCCUCUCUUCCGCCUUCGGACCCUGUUAUCUCUCUGUAGAUCCAUAGGCCACUUUUUCCCCUGACCCUUACUAUUGGACAGUUUUCAAUCCCCCUAUAAGGUAUAAAAACCCCUAGCUCUGCCCGGUUCGGGAGAGGAGAGCUGUCCCUGGACCCUUCGCGGAGACCCCAAUAAAAGAACCCUGCGGAACCCAGACAGCGCUGCUCUCUCUCUCUCUGCGUCUGCUGCGGCUAUACCCAGGGUGACGGCCCCAGGCAUGCUAAAAGAGCUGAAAUCACUAAAGAGCUGAGCUGCAAAUCACUAUAGCUGCCUGGGCUGCCUGAACCCCCGCUGGGCGAUCCUGGACCCUCGUUGAGCUAUCCUGGACAACCGGCCUCCCCGCUGGGC